Nomia melanderi (Alkali bee) is the source of this 7100-nucleotide messenger RNA. It is a transcript of the gene IntS6, whose product is annotated as integrator complex subunit 6. The record is from RefSeq and is a predicted model, not a curated record. Gene Ontology annotation, cellular component: integrator complex. NCBI's taxonomy places the organism in Eukaryota, Metazoa, Arthropoda, Insecta, Hymenoptera, Halictidae. Gene Ontology annotation, biological process: snRNA 3'-end processing.
GAAGAGGGAAAGAGAGAUAGAAAAGAAAAGAAAGAGAAAGAGAUCGAAAGAGAGUAAGAGCGAAGCGGGCGCCGUUACGAUAAAAGAAGUUUUUCGGGAGAGCGUUCAAUGGUCGAAGCAGCUAUGCGCCACGCCGUCGUAGGGCUGUUAGCUAGCUAGUUCUGACUACGGGAGGUCUCGGGCCGCAGUUACGACCUCGAGAGAACGAGCGGGUUCGCCUCGCGAAGAUGACCAUAAUAGUCUUUUUGAUCGACACGUCGGCCUCCAUGAAUCAGAGGGCAUAUUUGGGCGGGCGACCCACGCUUUUGGACGUAGCCAAGAGCGCCGUGGAGACUUUCGUGAAGGUGAGACAGAGAUCACCGGAAAGCCGAGGGGAUCGUUAUAUGUUACUGACUUUCGAAGAUCCGCCUCAGAAUAUUAAGGCUGGUUGGAAAGAAAAUUUAGCAACGUUUAUGAACGAGCUUAAAAAUUUACAAUGCGUUGGAUUGACAACAUUGGGGGCUGCUUUAAAACAUGCAUUAGAUGUCCUGAACAUAAAUCGUAUGCAGACUGGUAUAGACACAUAUGGUCAAGGAAGAUGUCCCUUCUAUUUGGAACCAUCAGUAAUUGUUGUUAUUACAGAUGGAGGAAAGUAUACCACCAACAGUGGAGUAAAUCAAGAUUUCACAUUACCUAUGCAUUCUCCAAUACCUGGAUCUGAGCUAACAAAGGAACCAUUCAGAUGGGAUCAAAGAUUAUUUUCUUUGGUAUUGCGGCUCUCCGGGACACCAGCUGUUGAAAGAGAUACUGGUUUAGUUGCAAGCGACUCAUCUCCUAUAGAUGCUAUGUGUGAAGUUACUGGAGGUCGUUCAUAUUGUAUAACAUCAUUUAGAAUGAUGAUGCAAUGCAUAGACUCGUUGGUACAAAAAGUUCAGUCUGGAGUAGUAAUCAAUUUUGAGAAAAUUGGGCCAGAUCCACCACCUUUGACAAAUGAAGCACAUGGGGAAGACGAUGAAAACGAAGAUGAGAAUAACGCAACAAAUGGAAAUCGAUCUCAAUAUCCGCUUAAUCCAGCGGCACCAGGAAACACAGCAUGGCAUUCUUGUAGAAGACUGAUCUAUGUUCCGCGUUCUGCACAGAAAGGUUUUGCAGUAGGAUUUUGGCCGAUUCCCGAAAGCUUUUGGCCCGAUCUAAGCGCUAGUUCUCUGCCUCCUAGAUCAGCGCAUCCAAACGUGAAAUUCACGUGUACUAGCCAAGAGCCUAUGGUGAUAGAAAAUCUCCCAUUCGAUAAAUAUGAAUUAGAACCGAGUCCAUUAACGCAAUACAUUUUAGCUAGAAAACAGCCAACGAUUUGUUGGCAAGUUUUUGUAGCCAAUUCGUAUAAAUCUAGCGACGUCGGUCAUCCAUUUGGAUAUUUAAAAGCAAGCACUAACUUAACCUGUGUGAAUCUGUUUGUAAUGCCCUAUAAUUAUCCAGUUCUCCUGCCUUUAUUAGAAGAGCUGUUUAAAGUUCAUAGAUUGAAACCGACAAAUGAAUGGAGAACGCAGUUUCAGAAUUACAUGAGAACAAUGCCUACGUAUUAUGCAGCGUCUCUGAGGAGAGCUCUAACUAGAAUGGGUGCACCAACACCAUUAGCACAAACGUUAAUUCCCGAUAAUAUGGAUAACUCUUUGUCCUAUAGUGUCUUAAAUUACUUAAAGCGACUGAAAAAUCAAGCUAAAAUCGAAUUCGAUAGACUUUGCAAUGAAGUUCUUUCCAAGCAACUCGCCGCUGCCAAUAUGACGAAAAAUUUAGCAAACGGUAGUACAACAACGAUAACAGAUGGAGUGAGAGUUAUUCCCAGAACUCCAUUGAAGAAAGAUUUGGUGUCGCAUCCAUUAUUACAGGAUAAAUUCACAGGACUGAGGGAUCAAUUAAACGAGUUUGGAGGGUUUGUAGUUGGAUUAGUUAGAAAUCAACAGCGAGGUGCGCACAGUUAUAGGAAUGCAUUUGACGUUCCUCGGAAAUCUCUACUGGAUCAAGUCGUGAGAAUGCGUGCCAACUUUCUGCAGCCCGGACUUUUACAUACAAAACUGCUCGAUGACGAUUAUGUUCACUCGAUGCCUCUAGCACAAAUGGGAAAUUAUCAGGAAUAUUUGAAACGCAUGACUCCGCCUUUAAGAGAGAUCGAAAGUGUCCCAGUUAGGCAACACAUGUUUGGUAACCCUUUCAAGAUAGAUAAGAGGAUGAUGGUAGACGAAGCAGAUAUCGAUAUGGUUGGAGCAACAUCUUCGGCAUCGAAGGGCGGUCUUAAACGUACGCUGCCGGCCUCAGAUGGAGGAGGAUCGCUAGCUUCGAAACCGCCCCCGAAUAAACGGAAGCCAGGCCCGAUUCCUAAGGAUGUCGUAGUACGAAGACCGUCGUAUACACCAACUAAUACUCCGCCGAGUUCGCCGAUACCUUGGGUAGAUGACACGAAAAAUCAAGUGACUCCAGCUGCCGAUUCAAAUCAAAUUCCAUUGAGCACAGCGAACGCCAGUACGCCGAGUAUAUCGAACGCAUCAACGAUAAAUUCAUCAGAGAAAUUGGUAAACGGGCUCGCAGAGAUGCCCACGAUACCGGUGUUCGAACCGAUUCCAGUGGAACACACCAACAACCAUAUGGAUGCUCCGCCGACUCUGGUACCGGUGGUGAACAACGUCGACGCACCUAAGAACGAAACGAAGCCAGAGAAGAUGGAGAACGCGAAGAACGAGUAUAACAAACUACCUCUGAACGAUUACGUUGAAAAUAGUGUGAAGCUUGAGAACUCGGUUGACGAAAGGUUGACCAAUCAUGUCGAGGAGAAACGCGAGCCGAAGGUGGAGAAAGAGAAGGUUCUGACGAAGAAAGAAUUGGAAGACAUUAGGAAACAUAAUUUGUCCGUGCGGGAGCUCGUAUACAAAGAAGUACGGAGAAGAGGUACAAAUUAUGCGACACUAUUUUCACACUUACACCAAAUUCAAGGGACUUUAGAUAUACGACUUGCGUUUUUGCGAGAUAUCGUCAAAGAAUCGUUACGAUUUAAAAGACGUAAUUUGGCAUCGCUGAUAGAAGAAUAUUUGAAAACUGUACAAGAGGAUAGCUGGACCGUAAACCACAAGGUGAAUCACAAUGGUGCCACAAAAAUAAGUUAAGAGUCAGUUGCAUAAUCUGGGCAUUAUUUGAGUAAUAAAAAAAAAGUGAAAACUAACGAGUCAAGUGAAUAAAACGGGGACGAAUCUCUAACGGGAUAUAAAGUAGCCCAUCAAGCAAGUCGUACAUCUGUAAAACGAUAAGCGUGUUUAGCGUUUAAGGACGUAUGUUGCCAAGGCGCGCGGAGUGAUAAUAAUUGAUAAAUCUAAUGAAACAAAAUAGCAUUCUGGAUGUCAACCAAGGAGAUAUGGUCCUCAUGCUCCUUUUUCUUUCGUUCUUGUUCUCUUCUCUUUGUGACUGUACAGUUGGUAGAAGUAUGUUUUUCAAUCGAUUAUAUUUGUUAUGACAAUAAAGUCUUGUCAUUAUUGAUUUAAGAAGUUCGUAAAGGAAUAUUCGAUUCUUGUAUCUUUACAACAACGUAUGGGGGAAUUGCUUCGAUUCGUUUAUUAAAUAUUCGAAAUUUUAUAUAUUUUGAGCUUUCUCAUUUAAUUGUCGAAUGUUUUAAUCAGUUUAGUUCAUUCUAACGAUAUUGUUACUGUACACUGGUGCCGUGCGACAGUUUUUAAAUAAGUGUAAUUAAUUCUAAUAACGAACAGAGACAGUGCGCGCCGUUCUGUAUAAAGUACUAUCCGACUGUUUUUCGUUGAGGAUGUAACUCGUAGAAACUCUCCGAGUCUCGGAUGCAGGCAUUCGCGGACCCUCUUUGAUUUCAAAGAUAUUUGUUGUGAAAUAAUUAACGUUUAUAGUCUAACUUCCAAGUUCGUCUACUUUUUAAGAAAAUUUAGAUAAAUAUAGUGCCCUGAAAAAGUACAAUAUUACGCGAACAGCACAAUUCUACCAGCUGCACAAUCGAGUAUCUUGAUGCAUUCAAAUCCGAACAAUGUCGAUAAUGUAUUUUAUUUGAUCACGCUUCGUUCAUUCUUUUUCUUUUGUGAAGGUUUUAUCGUACACACUAUUGUGAUCUAGGAUAUAAAUCAAGAAAUAAGUUUAUUAGCACUUAAUACGCCCUGUAUAUUUUGUUAUAUAUAUAUAUAUAAUAUAUAUAUAUAUGUUGUGAAUAGUAUAAAGCCAAAUUGAAGUCUUAAUUUCUAUGAACAAACAAGAAGACGCUUCAGUGUGAGUCUUUAGAAAUUGAAUACAUAUCUUUUGUUCUAAAGAAAGAUUGUAAAAAUUUACAUUUUGUAAGUAGGAAGAACAUACUAUAUUUUAUCAUGUAAUUCGCUAAAUUAAAAUACCCUGGAAAAUAGAACUGGUUUUGUCGUAAUGAAUCUUCUUUUACGGAAUUCAAUGCACAUAAUUACACGUUGGCUUUUAAGGUACGGGAACUAUCAUAACAAACGAAAGAUAAUUUUUAUAUUCAGCGUUACCUUAUAGAAUUGAACUUAUUGAAGAAUCUUCAAUGAAGGGUUGACAGUGCCUAAUGCUAUUGAAAAUUAGUACGAAAAGAGAUUAUAUUUAUUUUUAACCCGCUUCAAUGACACUUUUAAAUUAAACAUAUUUUCGAGUUAUUUCAUUGAAAAAGUUCAUCAGAACGAUGUAUAUCAUCGAGGUAUGGAAUGAAAAAAGAAUACGUUGUAAUUUCUAAUGAAAGUAAUUAUGAAAACGAUAUGUGUACAAGUUACAUGUAGGAGAAUAAAUUGCAUUGUUUUACAUGAACAGAUUUGCAAAUGUUUCAUUGAAAAUUUUGUAAUACAUACUUUACAUUGCAAUUGUAUUUUUAUGCUGUGCACGAUUCUUGAGAAUAUUUUUUCUUUCAUAUUGAAUGGAAGUGGGUUGAAAAAAGUAUACAGUAAUAGCAAUGAUUUAUAUAAAUAAAUAACAAUGUCAAAGUCACUUGUUACUAUCUAUAAGGAGUGAUAGUGAUUUGACCAAAUAUUAAGUAGACUGUCCUAAAUUCAUUGAUCAGGAAGAUUAUCUUACACGUUCGUCAGUUAAGUAGACUCGCGUGCAUACUGGUGCAUCAUUAUAUACGCAUUUUCGAAAGUAAUUUCACUCUGUCUUCAUUCAUUUUAAUGUCAUUUAUGUACGAAUAGAGAAAGCUUGAGAGCGAUCCAUCAAUAAAUUGCAACAUAUCAUCUCUACCAUUAAAUUACAAACUUAUCAGAUUUAAAUAUAAAUGGGUCGUAUAUAGAGACUUUAUAGCGUCAGUUUUUCAUGGAACUGAUUUCUAAGCGUUGCCUCGAUUUCCUGUUGAUGCAUUUUUAUAUCAAAACUCGUGAUUAUCGGCCCUUUUAUAUUUAAACAAGGUUCAAGUAAGAUAAUCAACCUGAAUUUUUUCACAUGGACACUAAAUAUAUCUAUAUUCUGCUCUUUGUAAAUCUAGUAGCGAAAUUGUAUAUCAAAUAGUAUUUAUUAAAUUGAAAUCGUUAAACUUUUAAUAAAUUAUUUUAUAAUAAAGGAGCUUAGCUGAGUCUCAGAGACAAUGAUGCUAGACGCUUAUUGGCUCCAAAGAGAAAUUAAUAAGAAAGUUGAAUGAACAUAACACAAAGUGCGAUUCUACGAUGAAUUAAUAGAUAGUAAGGAAGAAAAAUAUGAUGAAGUAAAUAACACGAUCAUCAGACUUUUGUUACACUAACUGUAAUUUAAUUAAUUAUUGUAUCACUGUUUACGCAAAUAAGUCAAGUGAAGAUAGUUGCCAAAAAAGUGUGAGGAGGAUAGGGAAUUACCUUGUAAUACUUUUGUUCAACAGUAAUGUAUUGUGUAAAUGUGGAAAAAAUAAUUAUCAGUUUUUUCAUAGAAUAAUCUGACAAAUUUCAUACUUUUUCACGUUGAGAAAAAUUUGUCCUACAAGUUUUAAUACGAUACAAUUACAAUUAAUGCGUUUACAAUUUUUCUGCACCCUAAACUCCACUAAAUUACAAAUACAAUUCUUUUUUAGCAAGUAUCUCCAUCUUGUUUCCGAAUUCAAUUCCAAAUUGUUAUUUAUUAUACCUGUGUUGCGUACAUCUUUAUCGUAUUGUUCAAAAUACAUUUGAUUAGUUAUUCUUUUAUCGUACCUAUAUUAAUAUUAUGUGCGUCAUUGUACAUGCACCAUUGUAAAUAGAUGCGUAUUGAUGGUUACUACUAAGGAAAUUCAUAUUGAAAUGAUUGUUCCAUUUUUACGUUUAUAUUUUAAAACAAAAUAGCGGAUAAGCUUUGAAAAAAAAUAAAUGAAAAGACAUUUGACACGUAAUUUUACAGUCGUUAUCUCCUUGCAUUAUUAUCAUUCUCCCAAUAAACAUUGACAGAAAAUAUUUAACAACAUAAUACGUAGAACUAAUCAAAGUAAACGAAUAAUAGUAAAAGAUGUAUGCACCGUGAACAUAUAAUCCCAGUACUUAUUGAAAUUGAUUCAAAUAUAUUUAUUUCCGUAAUAAUCAUAUUGGAAUUAAAUGAGUUGACUACAUUUCUAGUUUAAUAUAUUUGAGACUUAAUGUGUAAUUUAUUUGGUACAGAUUCGAAGCAGUAUUUUUGGGUUAUGUUCUUUUACAUUACCCGUGGUCUCAAUUCUAACUUAAUUUUGAUUCAAUCUCGAUAUGAUUACAGAGUAUUAAUACAACUGACGUUUAAUGAAGAAAGAGGUAAAAUUGUUGUCAGCCUAUACAACAUAAACGACAACCAAUGAUUCCCAGAUAAAAUUAAUGUCAAUCAAGUUUUAAGCCUUAUAUUCAUAGUUAAAACAACCUAUACAAUUGUAUGUAACAAAAACCAAGUGCUUGUACUAGCUACUAUUAUUAAUACUUAAGAAAAAAAUCUGUGAUACAAACAUGUAUUUAUGUACUUAUAUUGGUUAAAUUUCAAUACAAUGCGACAAUAAUGAUAAUAAUAUAAAAUACAUCAUAGAUACCGAUUAAAUAUUAAUCAUAUGUGAUACAAUGUAUCGUAGACGUCUAUGUUAAAAAACUUAUACCCCUUGAGAAGAUUACUAUUUUCAUAUCAAGGAUUUAAUUGAAAUAUUUUGUUCCAUUUCCUUUAUUGCAAAGUGGACU